CUUCUGCAUCGUUUUGGUCAACAGUCAAAGAUCCAUAAACAAAAACAAACCAAAAGAACCAAUUGAUGGGUCUAAUUUUUUUUCCUACAGAAGAGAACAAACAUGGAGGCUAGAGGGAUGAGUCAGCUUGUGAGCCGCACGAGGGGAUCCCAAAACCCUUUUCCUUACUCAUUCACUCAUGGCCAUACAAGGCUGGGUGUCGAUGACAGUCAA
This is a messenger RNA of Linum tenue, 213 nucleotides long. Lineage: Eukaryota; Viridiplantae; Streptophyta; Magnoliopsida; Malpighiales; Linaceae. The record is from the annotation of a GenBank genome assembly.